Medioppia subpectinata is the source of this 475-nucleotide messenger RNA. The record is from the annotation of a GenBank genome assembly. NCBI's taxonomy places the organism in Eukaryota, Metazoa, Arthropoda, Arachnida, Sarcoptiformes, Oppiidae.
CUCCGGGACCAUGAAUUUGGGCGGAAGUCUUACGCGACAGAUAGAGGCCGACAAUACAGUGAAUGAGACGAAUCCACACAUCGCUAACAUCGGAAGAAUGGUUGAGGAUAUGGAGAAUAAGAUCCGCAACACAUUGAAUGAGAUCUAUUUCGGGAAAACGAAUAGUAUUUUAAACGGAUUGCGUUCCGUUCACAGUCUGUCCGAACAGAAACAACAGGAGGCCCUCCGGACAGACUUAGCACAAGCCCUGCAAAAGCGACAAAAAGCAGAAGUGAAUAAUUGAUGAAUACUUUGAAUGAGUUGUACAGCAAAGGAUAUUUUCAGUCGUUUACUUAUCUAUAGUUUUAUAAUUUAAUCAAAUAUUCUUUGAUCUAUAAUUUCUUUUUCUCGAUUCUUAAUUAUUUUAUUAUUUAAUACUAUCAUUGAAAUUACAUUUUGGCUUUUAUUAUAACAAUUGAGCCAUUCUUGAGUUAAC